Carya illinoinensis is the source of this 1595-nucleotide messenger RNA. RefSeq names its product actin-like. NCBI's taxonomy places the organism in Eukaryota, Viridiplantae, Streptophyta, Magnoliopsida, Fagales, Juglandaceae. The coding region runs from base 154 to 1287 and encodes 377 amino acids. Gene Ontology annotation, cellular component: cytoplasm. The record is from RefSeq and is a predicted model, not a curated record. The transcript has 5 exons.
UCAUUUAAGCUGAAUUUCAUUUGCACGAGCUUUACUCGUUUUUAAACAAGAGGGCGGGUACCUGAGCCUCUCAAAACAACAGUCCCUUGAACGGAGAGACGCAGAAAGAGACCAAAACAAAAGGAGAGAAUUUCAUCUCAAAGGCAAUAGGAAAUGGCAGAAACUGAGGAUAUUCAGCCUCUUGUCUGUGAUAAUGGAACUGGGAUGGUCAAGGCUGGAUUUGCUGGAGAUGAUGCUCCAAGAGCCGUGUUCCCUAGUAUUGUAGGUCGCCCACGUCACACUGGUGUGAUGGUUGGUAUGGGCCAAAAGGAUGCCUAUGUCGGGGAUGAGGCCCAGUCUAAGAGAGGUAUUCUGACUUUGAAAUACCCAAUUGAGCAUGGGAUUGUUAGCAAUUGGGAUGACAUGGAGAAGAUCUGGCAUCACACCUUCUACAAUGAGCUUCGUGUGGCUCCAGAAGAGCAUCCAGUUCUCCUCACAGAGGCGCCUCUCAACCCCAAGGCCAAUCGUGAGAAAAUGACUCAGAUUAUGUUUGAGACCUUCAAUACUCCAGCAAUGUAUGUUGCCAUUCAGGCCGUCCUUUCCCUUUAUGCCAGCGGUCGUACAACCGGUAUUGUUCUGGACUCAGGGGAUGGUGUGAGUCACACAGUUCCUAUCUAUGAGGGCUAUGCCCUCCCACAUGCCAUCCUGCGGUUGGACUUGGCAGGCCGUGAUCUCACAGAUGCCCUUAUGAAAAUCUUGACCGAGCGUGGUUACUCAUUCACCACUACUGCUGAGCGGGAAAUUGUAAGGGACAUGAAGGAGAAGCUAGCCUAUAUUGCUCUUGACUAUGAACAAGAGCUUGAGACAGCAAAGACCAGCUCAGCAGUGGAGAAAAGCUAUGAGCUACCUGAUGGGCAGGUGAUCACCAUCGGUGCUGAAAGAUUCCGCUGUCCUGAAGUACUCUUCCAGCCAUCCAUGAUCGGAAUGGAGGCUGCUGGCAUCCAUGAAACCACAUACAAUUCUAUCAUGAAGUGUGACGUUGAUAUUAGGAAGGAUCUUUAUGGCAAUAUUGUCCUCAGUGGUGGUUCCACCAUGUUCCCGGGCAUUGCUGAUAGGAUGAGCAAGGAGAUUACAGCAUUAGCUCCAAGUAGCAUGAAAAUUAAAGUGGUGGCACCACCAGAGAGGAAGUACAGUGUCUGGAUUGGAGGCUCCAUCUUGGCAUCUCUCAGCACCUUCCAACAGAUGUGGAUUGCAAAGGCAGAGUAUGACGAAUCUGGGCCAUCAAUUGUUCACAGGAAAUGCUUUUGAUCAUGCAAAGAAAGAGGUGGGCAAAGACAUUAUACGAUACAUUUUGGGUUACAGAGAGGCUUCCAAUCAAGUGGUUGCAGACUUCCCUAUUUUUAUUUCUUUCCUAUUUCCCAUUCAUGUUUGUUUCUCUAUGUUUUUUCUUUUGUUAUCCUGGAGCGGUGAACAUGGAGACAAGCAAAUUAAGUUUAAGAUUCAAUUUUUUUCGUAACUACUUCGUGGUAGAAGGGUUGUGUAUUGUUACUGAUUCGAUUUGGGGUGAAGCAGAAAUUCUUUUUUGUUAUAAUUUAUUUUAAGGUUAUUUUGAUUAA